AUGUUCUCCAGUCGCAGAUCGAAACAAACUGCUCGCCUUGGGGACGGAAAUCCGACCGUGGGAUCCCGCAAUCCGACGGACAUGGGGCUCUCCAGCCUGCCGACCCCAUCCGAGAGCGUGCUCACUCUCGUUCUCGUCAACACCGCCAUCACCGUCUCCAUCUUGAAGGAGCUCCUCCGCUCCGCCCUCCACCUCCUCCGCCUCCGCGCCACGCCGCGGCCACAGCCGGCACUCGCCUCACCGGGGCCGCCGGAGCCCAGCCUCGCCGACCGGUUCCGCAGCCAGUCCAGUCCGAUGCGGUUCGGGUCCGCGCUCGGGCUCCGUCGCCCCGCUUCCGCGGACUGCCGGGUCUGCCUCGCCCGCUUCGACGCCGAGUCGGUGGUGAACCGGCUCCCUUGUGGGCACCUUUUCCACGCCGCCUGCCUGGAGACGUGGCUCGACUAUAGACAUACCACGUGUCCACUCUGUAGGACCCACGUCCUCCAGGAAGAGCGCCCCGCCGUCCCCUCCUCGUCCCUUUUGUCUUGGCUUUAG
Messenger RNA from Musa acuminata AAA Group (dessert banana), 534 nucleotides. RefSeq names its product probable E3 ubiquitin-protein ligase XERICO. Gene Ontology annotation, molecular function: zinc ion binding. NCBI's taxonomy places the organism in Eukaryota, Viridiplantae, Streptophyta, Magnoliopsida, Zingiberales, Musaceae. The transcript has a single exon. The coding region runs from base 1 to 534 and encodes 177 amino acids. The record is from RefSeq and is a predicted model, not a curated record.